Oncorhynchus keta (chum salmon) is the source of this 994-nucleotide messenger RNA. Its product is annotated as lysozyme G-like. Lineage: Eukaryota; Metazoa; Chordata; Actinopteri; Salmoniformes; Salmonidae. Gene Ontology annotation, cellular component: extracellular region. The coding region runs from base 166 to 633 and encodes 155 amino acids. Gene Ontology annotation, biological process: peptidoglycan catabolic process; defense response to Gram-positive bacterium. The record is from RefSeq and is a predicted model, not a curated record. Gene Ontology annotation, molecular function: lysozyme activity. The transcript is spliced from 4 exons.
AAAACAGUGUUGCCUAAAGGAAGUCAGUUGUGCAUGGGCAGAGGCAUAUUUGUCAAAUUUGCAGCAGCAAGAAGCAGCACGCAGCAAAGCAGCACUACUACUUCUAUUUGAGUUUUAGUUUAUACAUUUUGAGGAAUCUCCAGUUUCAAGAAUCAAAACAUCAACAUGGGAUCUCAUGAAAUGGCAAGCGAACUGCCGUACAUGAACAACUAUAAGUCCAUCAUAAAGCGAGUGGGGCAUAACCAUGGAGUGGAGCCAUCCAUCAUAGCUGGGAUCAUCUCACGAGAGACCAGGGCUGGGACAGGAGCAGGACUGGUCAAUGGUUGGGGGGACAAUGGAAAUGCAUUUGGACUCAUGCAGGUUGACAAAAACUGGCACGUUCCACUGGGGAGAUGGGACAGUGAGGAACAUCUGAGUCAAGCAACUGGGAUACUCGUUGGUAUAAUUGGAUCGGUUCAGAGAAAAUUCCCUUCAUGGACCAAAGAGCAGCAGCUGAGAGGAGGGUUAGCAGCCUACAAUGUGGGGCUGAAUAAUGUCCACGGUUACAGUAGAGUGGAUGAGAUGACCACUGGGGGGGACUACUCCAUGGAUGUUCUUACCAGAGCUCAAUUUUACAGACGUAAUGGUUAUUAAAGUCAACUCCGUGAUUGCCUAGCAGUUUUCAAUUCAGUUUUUGAUUCAGACCAUUGUGAAGUAAAUGACAUCCUCUACUAUCUCAUCAACUUAGACUGAUGUUUAAUUGUUAAUUAAUUAUGAUUCAUUAAUCCAGUGUUUUAAUGAUCCUUGUCCUAUGGUGCACAUUUUUCUUUUGGCCUAGCAGUAAUACACUUGAGUCAACUCAUCAAACAUUCUAGUUCAUAUCAUUUUCCAAUCCAACGUAAUGAGAGAAAUGUUUCUGUCCUAUUUGUGCUCCCUGUGAUUGUCUUGCACCGUCACUAUGUAUUGAAAUAACAUGACUAGCUACAAUCUUAAAAAUAAAAUGUAUGAUUAUAAU